ACCAUUGGCUGGAAGUUGGAGUCUAACAACAUCUGGAAAGUCCCCCCCCCACUGCACUGUAAAUCACGUUUUUUUGGCACCACUUUGGGUGUAAGAUGAUCCCUGGAGAGUGUCUUUUGUCUGUGCUGAUGCUUCAAUGAGUGGCUGAGACCUGGGUGAGUGUAUGGCUCCAGGCAGGGCAGAGCUGGUCUGGGAGCAAGAAAAAUGCCUCUCCCUCUGUCUGGGAUGAACAUCCUGAAUCAGUCUGCCCAUGUAAGAAUAGUCCCCCCCCCCCUUGGGAUUGUGACACAGCACACACACACACCCUUCCUUGUCUCCUGUCAGGUCUUUUUUACUUUCUCUCUGUCUCUCUCCUCAACCCUUAUUUAUUCCCUCUCUUACCCAGAGGAGGGCUUUCCGAGAAGGAAGUGAAUAGCCCUUAUAAGGCACUAUUUGUUUUCUUUCCAGGCACCUGCCAGGGGGGUCCCUGUCAAGCCAAAGAAUUUUCCACGCCCAUUAGCCCUCCUUGUACUCAUUCCCACUGGCUGGGCCCAGCUGUAAAGGGGGGGGAGGAAGAGGUUGUGAAGGGGGGCGAUGAGAUCAUCCCACAAGGAGGAUAUAAAAGUUUGGGUUUUGGGCUUCGCAAGAGGCCACCACUUUGCUAGUUCCCGGCAGGCCAGCGCAAGGAGCUCUUGCUUAUCAUUUCCACGGAUACCACAGAUUGCUCCUCAGCCUUGAGGCGGCAAUUAUUGUGCCCCCAACCCCCCCCAAACGGGCAGCUUUUGAUACACACACACCCCAUUUCAGCACCACAGGCUUUUGGUCCUUGCCUGGUGGGUCCUGUUAUUCCUGAAAACAGCUCCAUCGUAGUUCUUUCAUCGAGGGGGGUUCCUGCUACCUUCCAUCCUUUGGGUAAUAACUUGUUGCAGAGACCCUUCCCCCGGCAGCCUGUUGCCUAGCAACCAAAGGCAGACAUCCGCCAUCCAGGAGCCAUGGAAAUCCCAGGGCUGUUUCUGGUAGCGGCCUGGAUCCUGACCCUCUGCCCCCAGGCAUCACCAACAAGCAUGGGGCACCCUUUGCCCGUGCCCCUGAAAGAGAACCCCCUCUUCCCGCAUCCCUCAGGGAGCAAUGCCCCAGCGGUGAGCAAAGACAGGACCUCAUCGCCUGCUCCGGUCAAACCUUCUCUGGAUUAUCCUGACGAUCAACAUUACGACGAUUACGACUACCCUCUGACCUCAGAGCCCCAGACGCCCGGCCUCCCGCAGCCGCCCUAUCACCUUUGCAAAUACAACCCUUGCCAGCACCUCCAAGUGCCCUGCGCGGAGCUGAGUAGGGCUAGCGGGUGCUUGUGCCCGGGGGUCACCGGCCCAGAUGUGCCCCCCGAGCCGCCCCGCCUGCAGAUGGUCCACACGAGCGAGGUGGGAGCGAGCAUGCGCUGGUGUGCGCCUUCUUCCACAGUGCAGGAAUAUCGCUUGCACUAUCAGCUAGUCGGCGGCGACUUCCUCUCCGGCCCGGCCCUCAACAACACUUUCCGCUUGGCGGCUGUCUCAGGGUUGCUGCCAGAUCACGAGUACCUGUUCUGCAUCGUGGCAUCCAACCGGGCCGGAUCCAGCCCCACGGACGAUGGCACCCAGCAGCAUGGGCCAUGCCGCCUCAUCCGGACCCCUGCCCACCAAAUGCCCUAUGCCUACAUAGCUGCGGGGCUGGCUGCCACCCUCAUCCUAGUGGUCAUCUCCGCCUUGGCCUGGCAUUUCUGCGUCCGCAACAGGAGGAAGCAUCCUCACCGCGGGUCGAUGGACAACAUCCUCGACGCUGAGCCAGGCCUGGACGGAGCUGCAAACAGCUCUUUCCGCAGUGAGGAGCAGCUCUGAGCAGGGUGUUGGCGUCUACUGGCAAGAUGGCAUCUCUGUUGCUUCAGAGUUCGAGCCUCUGUUUCUUUGGGGGAGCUUCACUCGACGCCAUUGCCUUUAAAAUGCUGUGUUAGUUGCUGCCUCCAGGGUGGAAGGGGCAGCAAUUUUGUCUUAUCCAGGCCUUCUUUUCAGCCGGAACUCUCCGGAACUCAGUUCUGGUACCUCGCAGGUGGGCACCAUUGCCAUUAUAAGAGAACAAGUGAGGCAUUCAUGGUGGGUUCCAGCACCUCUUUUUCUCAGAAAAAUAACACUGGUGCCAUCUAUGCUGUCUACACAGAGAUGGCAACGGUUUUCUUCAGAGAUGUUUUCUUCAAAGGCUCUGUCGUUUUCGUGGACCUUCGCCCAGCUCUUUUCCUGCUGCCUCUGGGGCAGAAGGGGAGCGAUUCUGAACUCUCAGCGCUGGGGAAUUUGAACCAGUCCACUCCCCUGAACUUUCAUGGCCUGAGAGAGGGUGCACAGACAGAUCUGACCUGGACCACCAUUUUGAACUGUGGUCUACCAGGGCUGGACUUGCCAUUAGGCACAAUGAGGCAGCGGAUUCAGGCAGUUAAGAAGCAGCAGCAAAAUGUUAGAGGA
Messenger RNA from Podarcis raffonei (Aeolian wall lizard), 2465 nucleotides. RefSeq names its product LRRN4 C-terminal like (gene LRRN4CL). Gene Ontology annotation, molecular function: protein binding. Bases 972 to 1850 code for a protein of 292 amino acids. The transcript is spliced from 2 exons. The record is from RefSeq and is a predicted model, not a curated record. Lineage: Eukaryota; Metazoa; Chordata; Lepidosauria; Squamata; Lacertidae.